AUGACCACGCACAAGAUUUCAUUCUCCAUCGUGGACAUCUUGGACCCGGACAAGUUCACCGGCGGGAGGACAGGUGGUGGCCCCAGGAAAGAGACGUGUCCGGUCACAAGUGGCAAUGAAAGUGGAGCAGAGAGGACGCUAGAAGAAGAAGACACUAGAGCAGAGGAAGAUCUGAUGUCUCGUUCAGACACCCCUGGCCUGCUUCCCUCUCCUCCCUCUGACCCGGAGCCCUGUCUCAGCGUGGAGCAGGAGAUUGCAGACUGCACCUCGGUCACUGUAGACCACAGGGACCACUCCCCUCACAAACGCCGCCGCCAUGAUUCCACCUGUGCCAAACCACGUCGUGCCAGGACUGCUUUCACAUAUGAGCAACUGGUGGCUCUGGAGAACAAGUUCCGCACCACACGGUAUCUGUCUGUGUGCGAGAGACUCAACCUAGCCCUGUCCCUGAGCCUCACAGAAACUCAGGUCAAAAUCUGGUUCCAAAACAGGAGGACCAAGUGGAAAAAGCAGAACCCAGGAGCGGACAGCACUUUACAGUCUCCAGGCAACAGUGUGGUUAGUGUCAGUCCAAGUCCAAGCAACUUCCAUCAGACUUUCCCAAACUUCAGCUCUGGGAAUAUGGUCUUCCAUACAGCCGCUGCAGUCCCGCUCACAUCCACAGGAGGGCUCUUGCAUCCCUUUGUGUCCAGUGGGUUUGUACAGCCUACUUACUUCAGUCCACAUCUUUGA
Molecule: messenger RNA, 732 nt
Organism: Knipowitschia caucasica
Lineage: Eukaryota; Metazoa; Chordata; Actinopteri; Gobiiformes; Gobiidae
Source: the annotation of a GenBank genome assembly